ACCAUUCUAGUAGUAUUCUUCUACUACGAGUAAAAAGUCUGGAGAGAGAGAAAGACUCGUUUACAAAUAAAUAGUCUUAACUUUAUUUCGACAUUGUCCUCUCGUGAGGUAACGAACGUACGUGGCAGUAUAGGACUGGUUUGUAUUUCUGAUAACGAUACAGAAUACAGUUUGGUUGGCCGGAGAAAAAUGGGAAGGACAACGUGGUUCGACGUCGACGGGAUGAAGAGAGGAGAGUGGACGGCGGAGGAAGACCAGAAGCUCGUCGCUUACAUCAACGAGCAUGGCAUCUGUGAUUGGCGCUCUCUCCCCAUAAGAGCUGGUUUGAAGAGAUGUGGAAAGAGCUGCAGAUUAAGGUGGCUUAAUUAUCUAAGGCCUGGGAUUAGAAGAGGCAAGUUUACUCCGCAAGAAGAAGAGGAUAUCAUCAAACUUCAUGCGGCUGUCGGAAACAGGUGGGCAGCCAUAGCGAGGCAGAUGAAGAAUCGAACAGAUAAUGAUAUCAAGAACCACUGGAACUCUUGUCUCAAGAAAAGACUUUCGAGAAAAGGAAUCGACCCGAUGACCCACGAGCCCAUGAUCAAACACCUCACCGUCAGGACCACUAACGAAGACUCUGGCAGCACUUCCACGACAACGUCAGCGUCGACGGAAAGCUAUCCUUCCUCAGGAUCCGCUCGUCUCCUCAAUAAGCUCGCCGAAGGUAUCUCAUCUAGACAACACAGUCUGGAUAGGAUCAAGAACAUCUUGUCGAACCCAAUAGUCAGAAACAGUGAUCAAGUAAACGAGAAAGAAGAAGAAAGAGAGUCAAAUAUGGAUCAGAAGAUUGACGGUGGUGAAGAAGAAGAUAAUAUUCAGAUUUGGGACGAGCAGGAAGUUAGGCGUUUAAUGGAGAUUGAUGUAAUGGACUACGAGAUGACGUCAUACGACUCUGUCGUGUACGAGAGUACUCAUAUACUUGAUCAUCUUUUUUGACUUGAUAUAUAAUGGGUGUAUGUAUAUGUUGUUCUUGUUCGCAACUUAGCAUAUAUAUGCUAACUUGCUAAGAUAGGGUUUGUCGUUGCAACGAAGAAUAUUAAUGUACGUGGACCACUUUGAUGUC
Messenger RNA from Camelina sativa (false flax), 1099 nucleotides. NCBI's taxonomy places the organism in Eukaryota, Viridiplantae, Streptophyta, Magnoliopsida, Brassicales, Brassicaceae. The record is from RefSeq and is a predicted model, not a curated record.